Molecule: messenger RNA, 413 nt
Organism: Syngnathus typhle (broad-nosed pipefish)
Lineage: Eukaryota; Metazoa; Chordata; Actinopteri; Syngnathiformes; Syngnathidae
Gene: ndufa1
Product: NADH:ubiquinone oxidoreductase subunit A1
Exons: 3
Coding region: 108-320 (70 amino acids)
Source: RefSeq, a predicted model, not a curated record
UUCCGGUGGAGCGCCAUUUUGUUAGCUUCCCUAGCAAAAUAAAGGGGACAAGUUGGUGGUCAUCUUAUGUUAUUGUUCUUUCGGGCUGUUGAACACCUUCCGCAGUCAUGUGGUAUGAAAUUCUACCCGGCCUAGGCAUCAUGGCGGUGUGUCUGAUCAUUCCUGGUAUUGCCACUACACAGAUCCAUAAAUUCACUAAUGGAGGAAAGGAAAAAAGAAUCGCCCGAGUUCCGUGGCAGUGGUACCUGAUGGAGAGAGACAAGCGGGUGUCGGGAACAGGGCGCUACUUUGACUCCAAGGGACUCGAGAACAUCCACUGAGGACAAGGAAGAACGUUUGUUGUACAUUCAAAAAAAGUUUUAUUGCACAUUAAUUUGUGUCUAUUGUACUAAUUAAAAAGUUGCUAUCAACUA